Molecule: messenger RNA, 1309 nt
Organism: Symsagittifera roscoffensis
Lineage: Eukaryota; Metazoa; Xenacoelomorpha; Acoela; Convolutidae
Exons: 9
Coding region: 25-957 (310 amino acids)
Source: RefSeq, a predicted model, not a curated record
CUUAUUAAAUAGUUACACAAAAUAAUGGCGGCAAGUGCUCCAUCUUAUGCUCAUAUGCUACCUGGAUAUGGCGUUAUUGUCUCUCGAUUUGAUAGGCCAACUGGGCAAGCCCAGUCGGUCAACUUCGAUGCCAUCAGAGAGUCAGCCAGGAAUGAAUGGCUCAGUCAUUACGAAUCCUUCAAUCUCCCUGAAGCUCCGCCCUUAACCGAGACUUCCUAUACGGCCCAGUACGCGCCAAAGAAAAGAUUCUCCCCUCAUAAAUUUUCUUGGGACGAGGAGCGAACGAACAAGCCACAUCCCUCUGAGGUGUUUCUUUGUACUCAUUUGAAGACUUUGCCGGGAUUCUACAAGCGAAACACGGCUAGUGUCAAGAAUACUCCUGGAUUUAAAGAUGCGCAUGUUGCAAAAGCAUCGUCGGCUCGGCCUUACAAAGUAGACGGAAGCACUGAGUUGAUGUUUGCGGAACAAUUGAAGCGUAUGCAGCAGAAAGAAAAGCCUGUAGCCGUGGGCGGAGAUGACAAGACUUUGAAUUCAUUCAUGAAAAACGAACCAAUAUAUCGUUCAUUGGAUCCCCAGACGGCUCAAGCAACGGAAGCAUGGCUGAAGAUGGCCAAGCCUGAAGAUGGUGAAGCUGUGCAAGAAAUGUUGGAGUACGUGGUAAAAAAAGAUCAGGCUGGAAAGAUGGUUCAGAACAUCGCGAAGCCGGAAGUUCAGAGUAAAAUUCAGAAUUGGCUGAAAUCCGCUGACCGAGAAAAGGUGGAUGCAGCGCACAAGCUGUUUGCGGCAUUGGAAAGUGGAAAGUUGAUUGACAGAAAAUCAUCCACUGCAUUCCGAUACAGUCCCACAGUGUACAAGUAUGAGCGACUGAAUUUCAAGCCCAAGCCCAGGGAGUACAAGCUGCACCCAAGUCUAAUCGACAGGGACUACCCUCCGCCCAUCAGAACUGGAUCAAAAUAGGGACCAACUGGAUACCAAAUGUCACGGAACUCUAAAAGUCCUCUAUCACUUGUAAAAAGCUUGUAAAAAACAAGGGCUCUGCCUGCUUAGAUUUCAUCAAAUGAACUGCAUCUAUCAUUCGGCGUAACGCGCAAGAUCAUGUUGAUCAGAUUAUCAGUUGCAAAUAUUGAAUUUAAAUUGUAAAUAUGUGUCAAAUUGUAAAUAUGUGUAAAUAGUCAAACAAAUUCUUGGAAAAAACAACUGCCUGCGAAAUCCGUAGCUAAAGAUUGUAAAUACCGGGGAACAACUCGGUUUAAAUAGAAUAGUGUUGAGCUUCUGAAACUAAUAUAUUAAAACUUUUUUGUUCUCGAAA